AUGGCGCCAAAGCCAGUGAAGGGUUCGGCUAAAAAAGAUGCGGGAUACAAGAACUGGGAGAGUGCUCUGAUAAAUGAGCAGUUUGAGGAGGAUUCAUGGAAGGCCUGCGUGUCUCUGGUGGUGGAGACGUGUCCAGAGGCUGAAGUGUUGAUCCAAGCGCUCACGGCGGCUGUGCACAAACCACUGCGGAGACUUUUCUCACUCUUGACCUGGGAUGACACCCAAGCUAAGAUUCAUGAAUUUGGAAAUCCCAAGAAUAAGAAACGUGAUAAUGUUCCAAAGUUUUUUGAGGUUACAGAGCCCGCAAAAGCGCUGCUAGACGCCGGGGAAGAGAUUCCUGUAGAUCUGCUGGCAAAACUAGUCAAAUUUCAAUUACUGCAAAUUAAAAGCAGUGAUCAGCAGAGAAGACAAGCUGAGCUGAUUAAACCGACAGAGGAGAAAAGCAAAGAUCCUCCUCGCUCUGCUACUAAAGAGAAAGGAGGUGGUAAAGACAAAAAGGGAAAAGCACCUUCCCCUGUGCUGGAAAAAAAGACCAAACUAAAACGCAGGGAUGAAGUGGAGCCUCCUGAGUUCAUCGAUGACGAGCCGGAUGAUGGACCCCAGCACUACAUCUUGAUAGCGGGAUUUUACAACCCACAUUUGUUUGGGGCUCUUGAUUCCAUAGGCGUGCAGAUAUCAAAUGUUCUUAAGGUAUCGCAAGAGAAGAAACAACAACAAAACACGGAGAAUUCCCUGAUGAGGAUUGCUGCUCAGACCAAGAGGUUGGAUCAGUUCUGGUCUGGUCUGCGCUCACAUUUAGACAGUGGACCUCCUCACUCAAAGCUUCAUGAUGUAGCUUUACUCAACUACAGCAUCAGUCUGACCUCUGUGAACCUAAAAGAGCCAGACGCUACGCUAACGUUUGGAAGCCGUGUUUUUGAAGACGUAGCGUGUCUCAUCUAUGACACUCUGGACUGGAGGAGGCAGCAUCAGCACUAUCUGGACAACCUGAAGAUCACUGAUGUGCCCAGACUGACCGCACCAGAACCCCAGCCUCCAGUGGUGGUCACUCCUCUUCUGCGCUCUAAAAAGAAACUAGCACAUGAGGAAAGUCUGUCAACACAAGAAAUGAAGCCGCUCACUCUUGUUGUGGACAUGUUUCAUUAUAACAAACUGCUGGACACAGUUCCUCCUGAGGCCUGCUCCGUCCCGCUUGUGUUACACUGCAUGUUAGAACAGGUUGUUCGGACUUCAGACCCGCCUGUUCCUGCUCCCCCUGAUGACACAGAAGAAUCUACAGACUAUAACGGGCCAUUCUUAGACCAGCAGUACGUCAGCUGCCUCCUCCGUGAAUUCCUCCCUCUAGUUUACGCAGAAAAUGAGAAAAGCCACUUGCUGAACAGUUUGGUCUCUAUGGUGGCGACAAAGGAGGAGAAAAAGAGACUUUUUCAGCAGUAUGGGACAAAUGAUGAGAAAGUAACGGACCCUCAGGUUGUCAGACAUCAUGAUGAAAGAGCCCUACGCUUGAGAAACUGCAAAACAGUGGACGAGUUUAACCCUGUGGAGGUGGAGGAGAACAUGAUGAGGUUUUCUCCAGCGUUUGACCUCAUCCAGUUUGCGUCUCAGCAGAAUAACGCCUCCUGCUGGAUGGCUACCAAACAGCAGCUACAAUACUACUGCACUAACGAUGUAGUCUCCUGGCCCGAGGUGGAGCGCUUGUUUGACCAGAGUGUAUUUGAGAGCAUGGCCCUGACUCAGCUGGACCAGACGGGGGCGCUACUGAAACCCACUCAACCGCAGGACUCAUUAGGAUCAGCUCAAGACGACACAACCGCAAUUCCUUGGGACGACCCGCUGUCUUUUGCUAAACAACAGCUUCGGCGUCUGCAAAACCAAGGUCAUGACAAUAGAAUAGAAAUAAACUCUGACAUUCAAAGUUGCAGACACAGAUCUCUAUUUGACUUUCACUACACUGAACACCACUCUGCUGCUGCGUUUUCACAGGUUCUUCAAGAAGCCUCAGAGCAGUAUCGCUGCUUGGACACGUUUAGGGGAAGUAAUAAAAAUAUUCUGUACAUUUAUUGUCACAACCCGAUGGACAAGAAUCGCCAGAGCAAAGAAUCGUGGGACGUGGCUUUACACACAAACGUCAGGUUCAGGAAAUAUCUAGAAAAUGUUGCAGAUAGAAUUUCUGAAUGGAGAAAGGAAGAGGAGGUUAAGAAAGAGGCGAUGAUGAAUAAAACGCCUGUUGAAAUGUUAAAAGUGGAGGACAAAUCGCCAACUCCAAUCGUCCCAGAGCAGGAGCCAGUGAUCAGGAAAGAAUCGCUCAAAGCAUGGAAACUGGAACAAGAGCAGCUAAAACAAGAAGAGUUAUCCAAAAAAGCCAAGAAAGAACCAGCACAGAAAGUCAAACAGGGUAAAGAGGACAACGUUAAGGACACGAAGCAGAACAGGACUCAACAAAGUGCUAAGAAGGGCAGAGCGGACACGGCCAGUUCAGCCAAGACGCUCGCCGACUCCGUCAAAGUGGAUGAGAACAAGGACACCACGGAAACACAGGAAGAGUUUAAUGGGUUUAUAGGUUACGACAUGGACGGGAAGUUGAUCCAUGUUUCAGGAAAGCUUCAUCACCUUUACCCGUCAGACGGAGGAUGCAUCACGGUAGAAACGGACAGUUAUGUUGAAGGUUCCAGUCUAAUAAAAAUUGCUGUUAAAAAGGAUGGGCACAGUUUCUACACACAUAUAAACCAUUUUGUUGAAGAACUGACCACAGCGUCUCUGCAAAUUCAACCCAACGAGCUCUAUACGCCCAAACAGGACAACACAGCGUCUGCAGGAACAGUUAAAGUAAAGCAGGGCUCUCUCACCGCCGUGCUGGACGACGGCGUUCGUCUUUCUUACAGUUUCUACGGCGCGACGGGACGACGCAUAGAGGACACUCAAGAACCAGCAAUGGAACAACCUGAGAGUUUCACUAAUAAAACUGACAAUCAAAACCCAAGGGAAACGCAAUCGGAAGUUGAAACUGGGUUGGGCGCCCCCUGUUGCCCGUUUAACAGCCUCAGCGUAUCUCUCCCCAGUGGCCUCCUGCUGCAGUUGCUACGCGAGGAUUCACAAGGUCAGCGUCUGCUCCUGCCCCGUGGAGAUUAAACGAGUGUCAGAUCUGCAGAGCUGGGGAUGCUGGUCAGACAGAGCUUUUCUUUCAGUGGACAGAUUCCCGAUUUGUCGUUGUCCAAAGAAAUGUCCCGUCUGGUCACGAGUCAAGGCGCUGUAAUCCGCAAAAUGAAAGACAGAUCCACUGAGGUGCUGUUUGCAGAUGGGUCUGUGAGCUCCAGUCAGGAUUCGGGUCCUGUCUGGAUGGACACGACUGAAGAAGCUGCAGACGACGCAAAAGAACGAAGCCCCGCGCAUAAUGAAGACACUGAGAGAGGAUUCUGGUCGACAACGACGCCAUCUGGAGGCCGCAUCAGCACCGUCGGGACUCGCAACAAACGUUUACCCACCUCAUCUCUGCUGGUUUUUAAAGCCACGGAUCCAAUGACCAAAGAGGUGAUGCUGACCAGGGAAGAUGGAGUAGUGUCUGUUCAAAACCCCGAUGGAUCGAUGACGGUGGAGCACGCGGACGGGACCAGGAUCACAAGUCUCUACGAAGAGUCUCUGCCCAUUCACAGAGGAGAACGGCCUGAAAUUACAACCCUCAAGUCCUCCUCUGCCGAGCGUGAAGCGAGCCUGGAAGACCGCACUGGAGACAACACAGACUCCGUGUAUUUACAGCUGGGGAAUAAAGGAAAAGCUCAGGCCACCAUCUACGAAAACAGCCACGAGAGUUUGUCUGACAGUCGCACAAGCAGCAAAAGCGAAAACGAGUGCGUGCCCAUAAAAGAGAGAGUGUUUUUAGUGGAGAAGGAGGGAUGUGCCACUGUGGUCAUGUACCCGGACCGCCGCAUGGCUCACGUCUUCCUGGCAGAUGGUACUGUCAUCACGGGGAACAAUAAGGCGGCGUAUCAGGUGUUUCCAAACGCUUUUUCAAACGUGGGCUUACUCCAGAUCCACAGCGACGGAAAAUGCGUGUACACGUCCGACCCGCUUGACACACCCCGGCCAGGAGGAGGCGCCACCGUAAACCAGUGUGGGACGUACGCCAUGAGUCACUGCGACGGCGUGGCCUGUGAUGUCACGGAUCAGGACGGGAAUCAUUUUCAGGUGAUGGACGACGGGACCGUAUCUGUUUUAAACCUAAGCCCGGCGUCUGGCACGUUUGGGAAAGAGGAUGAAGAGGACUUAGAGAUGGCUGGAGGACGCUAUGAGCACAGCCCCAGACUUUUUAUUGCUCAUGAGAACGGCUCUGGGACUGAGCUGCUUCUCUCUCAGACGGUGGAGGAUCGGCUGUUUGAGGCGUACUCUGACCCCACUGUGGCCAUCAUGAAGGAGCCACUGCCCGACACGCAAGAUGAGUUUGGCAUCACCCUCCUGAGGCCUCGUCAUGAGAGCGUGUGGUCACGGUGGUUAUUAGCCAAACAAAAGUCAGACAUUACUCCUCCAAACCUCAGGAACCGCAGCUGGAACGACUUCCCCAGAGCAGAGAAACCACCUGCCGGGCCUCCCUUUGGCACAGACAUGGGUCGAUCUCUGUCCCUCAGCCCCAGAUGUGCUGCUUCUGUGACACAAAACGUUCCAGUGAGGAGCUGUCCCAAAGUUUUGGAGAUGAGGGAAAUGCGGCAGCACCGGCCGUUCACGUCUCCACUCAGGAACGCUCUGGACGCAAAACUCAAGGAAUACAUCGAAAGUUUAAUGGAAAAGGAGCAACGAUCAGAACAGAUGAAGAUUAAAGACCCUCGCUCCGAGAAGGAGAGCGGCCGUGCCAGUGAUCUGCUCCAGCUGGUUCUGUCUUUUGCAGAAGAAGAAGAUUCAUCACAGACCAAUGAAAAACAGAUUUCAGAUAUAAGCAGUCUUUACAUGCAAGGGAUUGGCGGACCAGUUGAAUCCGAUCCGUCUGAAGCCACAAGCACGCCAGCGAGUGAGAGUUUUGCCACUAGAAGCGACUCACAGUGGACACGGAGGCUCGUAGUGUAUAGGCAGGAUCUUUGUGAGGAGAAAACUUGCAGAGACGCUUUGAGAAAAAAAUCUGUUGUCCCCUAUUUCCAUUUGGAGAACCUUCCACUUUAUGAGAGUCUGCUUCAUCAAGAAUUAUGCAACUCAGGGAUUCAAGCUUCUCCAACGUCCCAAAAACCUGAUGUAGAGAGACAAGAAAAGAGCAAGAAAAGAACCUCUCCAAAACCCAUCAAGUCGAGCGCCUGUUUGUCACCAAGCCCCGUGGCAUUAAAGUCCUCCGCUAAAAGCCCCGCCGACUCUCCUCAUCAGACUGCAGUUUGCUCAAAGUUCUCACAACCUGCUGUGUUCAAACGUGCGUCUUGUGCGUCGUCUUUAGCCGAGAGUCGUCUGAAAACAUCGGCGCUGUACAAAUCUGUCAGUGUAGACGUGACCGGACAACCCAGAAGAUCUAAAGUCAGACUUCCAACUUGUAUCCAGACGACUAAACCCGCCAGUGUCCCCAACCACCAGUUUCUGUCUGUAGAGGAGCCCGUGAGGAGAAAGUGCCGCACUGUUUCUCUCAUAAAUCCAGACCGUGUCGUGAGGGGCUUCCACCUCCACCCGUCCCGCGUGGACUUUGGGUCGGUGCUGGAGGGAACCACCUCGUCUGUCACUGUGCUCAUGAAGAACGUGGGCGUGGACACGUGCAGGUUCAGUAUCAAACAGCCUCCUCCUUCCACUGGUCUUCGCGUCGUCUACAAUCCUGGCCCGGUCGCCGCCGGUUUGCACGUCGAGCUACAAGUCCAGCUCCUCGCCUUGUAUUCGGUCCAACCCGGAGAAACCGAGACGAGAAAAAAAACGCUCUCUCAGGACAUCGCCAUCCACACCGAGACGGACAUCAUCCACCUGCCCGUCGUCGCUAAUAUCCUUCGUGCAACCAACUCUUGGCUAAUACGGCUUUAUGACAUCUGGAGGCGGGAAAGGUCCACAGGGCGCGGCAAAAGAGCCUCCACCGGGACGUCCAAGCUCCCCGACAGCCCCCCGACGCAACCAGAUUGUGAUUCCAGAGUCAGUCUUUGA
Periophthalmus magnuspinnatus is the source of this 6090-nucleotide messenger RNA. It is a transcript of the gene spag17, whose product is annotated as sperm associated antigen 17. The record is from RefSeq and is a predicted model, not a curated record. Gene Ontology annotation, cellular component: axonemal central apparatus. Gene Ontology annotation, biological process: axonemal central apparatus assembly; epithelial cilium movement involved in extracellular fluid movement. The transcript is spliced from 48 exons. NCBI's taxonomy places the organism in Eukaryota, Metazoa, Chordata, Actinopteri, Gobiiformes, Gobiidae.